Messenger RNA from Sungouiella intermedia, 1113 nucleotides. NCBI's taxonomy places the organism in Eukaryota, Fungi, Ascomycota, Pichiomycetes, Serinales, Metschnikowiaceae. The record is from the annotation of a GenBank genome assembly.
AUGGCAACACUAUGGCGCAGGCUCUACCAUGUCAACCAUUUCUCAGCCAGCCCACUCAAUUAUGAGAGCUUGUCGAGAAGAUGUGCUCAGUUUCGCAGCUCCAAAGCUCCAACCUCGGCUGCGAUUCGAGAUUAUAUCCUAGCCAACCGCAUGCUUCAAAAGAUCAAUCGACAGCAAAAUCCCCGCUUCAGCCAGCCAGGAUCAGCCCUAAUUGACCUCGAUCUUCACCUCCAUGUACCCAGUGCACAGCUUGAGCAGGAACUCUGGCUGUUCUUGCAGGAAUACUGGCACAUGUCCAUGACAGACGAGGCUAUAGUCAAGGAUUAUGUUCUUUCAUGUACAUCGGGCGAUAUCACCCACGGAUUCCAUUUGGUGACCGAAAAUUACAAUUACAACCUUGCAGAGGGUCGCAUUGCCCGUGGACCGGUGCUUGCGCUCAUACAUGUGCUUUUGCAUCGAAGUGACUAUCAUGGAUGUUUUAAGCUUCUUAACUUAACGUUUGGUAGUAAAAACCUGAAGGCUCUAGAAAGAAGGGCUUACUACCAAACUAUUGCUGUAGGUGCAUUGGUAUCGGUAGUAGCCGGAGCAUUACAGUGUGCAUUUAUGACUCCAUACUGGGCUGUGGCAUUUCUCACGUUGGAUAUGGGUGCCAUAUUCGGCACCAUGUACGGUCUCAACCGUAUUCAUUAUUCGGACCUGUUAGGUAGAGUUAGCUGGCGGCCGUAUACGAGUAUCUUCUACAGAUAUAUUCAUCGGCAGGAGAUUCUGGUGAUCAACAAGAUCGUAACUUAUUUCGAGGACUACAACGAGGUGAAUGUGAAGAAUUACCACAUUUCCGAGGUUAGAAACACUACAAAUCUUGGGACGUUUCAUCAAAAUGAGUAUGAGUUCCAAUUGCCCGAUUCGAUGGCUUUGACGUGGGAUAGUAUAGGUACUGACCAGAAGGUCCAGUCUACAGCUCGAUAUUUCCGUUCUGAAUUGAGCAAAAGACGAUUGUUAUGGAAACCUCUAGAUGAGGAGCGCAUGUUAAUUGAGUUUUGGAUAUCACAUGGCGAGAAUUUUGAAUGGGUAGAGCCGGACCAAGACCCUGCUGAGAUGGUUGAUUUCCGAUGA